AUGAAGGUAUACAGAUCCUACGAUGCUAUCCCACUGUGCUCCCACGCUACUGGCAGUCUUCGCUGUUCCCUCUCAAGGCCAGCAGAGCUCUGCCGCUCCCCUGCUCGCUCACUUGCUUGCCCGCUCGCUCGCUCGCUCACAUGGCAGUGUGGGAGGCUGCGAGUCAGGCGCACCGCACACUGGAACCUCACAAGGAUGGAGAACCAAGUGAAGCACCUCAAUCCCGACCUGCUGCAGCCCAGCAAGAGCAUUAAGAGGUCGUCGUCCAGCACCAUAACCCUGAAUGUGGGAGGCCACUUGUACGCUGCCUUGAGGCAGACUCUGGCCAAACACCAGGGCUCCCUGCUGGAAGAGAUCGCCAACGGGAAGAAGCCCGUGCAGCAUGUGGACUCAAUGGGGAACACCUUCAUUGACCGGGACGGCCACGUCUUUCGCCACGUCCUGAACUUCCUGCGGCUAGGGGAGCUGCUGCUGCCCAAUGACUUCAAAGAGGCGGGGCUACUGCGGCGGGAAGCAGAGUUCUACCAUUUAGGAGCGCUGGUCCAGGCUGUGCGGGAAUGGGAGCAGCAGCAGGCUGCUCGGCAGGAGCCCGCGUUCCUAGAGGUGACCGACACCCAUGAGCGCUCUCAAGGCCUCAAGGUCUAUUGCAGUGACCCCAACCUGAUCGAGGCGGUAAAAGGGCGGCUGGUGCAGGUCUCCAAGAGCCGGCUGGAUGGCUUCCCCAAGGAGUUUGAAGUCUCGCCCAACACCAUUCAGUUUCGCCACUUCAUCAAGUCGGAAACGGGCUCCAGGCUGAUCAUAAUGAAGGACAGCACCUUUGUGUGCACUCCAGAGAGUCUGAAACUGGAGAUAAUGAUGCUGGCACUCAGAGGGGGCUACCGUCUCCUCACCAGCCUGGACAGCAGCCAUGGCUCUGCGGUGCAGUGUGAGGCUUUGCACUUUGUCAAGUGAGCCUGGGGGUGGGUUGGGGGCUUAUGUUCCUCAGUGGUGUCUGCGAUCAACAGGGCAUUUGUAGAAGACAAUACUUUUCACAGUACUUCCUUUCUGAACAUUAACUCGCAGCUUUUGGGACUAGAGCCAGAUACUUUGUCAGUUUUGUGCAUCUCUAGCCAGGGCUUAGAUUUGAUUGUCACUUUUAUCAAAUUUCACCUGUAUCCACAACAGAGGUAGGUAUGUAUCUUUCAGGCAGACGGGCUUUGCUUUUUUAACCUAAUUUUUGGCCAGUAGAAGUAUCACUAAAGCAUUCAAUAGCAUAAAAUGAAAAUUGAAUUGCUAUGUGGUAGAGAAACGUCUUGCUUGUUAUUAGUACUAAAAACGCUUUCAAUCGCCAUGCCAUUUACUCGAUAUUCAAUGGUGAUGUUCAAAAGGAAGACUAAGUUACAGUGGAAUACUGCAUACAUAUAAUCAUGUGUCUCAUGGUGUAUGUCUGCUGUCUCAUUUGUAGUUGUGAAGUGAUCAGUAUUUGUAAAUUAUGGGUUUGUGAGUCAGGAUAAAAAAAAUAAAAUUGACACCAUGUAUUGGGACUGCAGUGAUUGUAUUUAUAGAGUGCAGCCAAUUAGCAAUAACCUAAUUAAUUACUAAUGGAUAACCACUAAAGACCUGUAUACCACUUAUCUCCAAUAUCAGACAGCGAUGCUAUAUGAAAAAAUGAUUAAACAUGCAAGUAUCCACGUCUGCAAUGCUAUGUUACUUCCAUAUACACAUUUUCAUAACGUUCUUCCAUUUAGGAGGUACAAAGACUGUACUGUGUUCAUUGAAAUUUAUUAUAACUCUGCUGUAGAGCUUAUAAUGAAAAGCUCAGUAGCUAUAGAAACUGCACUGUCCUCACUGAAAGGGUUAGUAGCUAUAGAAACCACACUACUGUGAUAACAGAAGGACUUUGCACAGUGUCAUGUUUCUCAACUCGUUUUAGUUUAUAAGUUCAGCAGGAACUGUAAAUUUCUACACAGCACCCUCAUUAACAGAAAGUGCAAGGAACAAAUGUGUGCAAAUGACAGAAGAUAUUAAACAUGAUCACGCAUUCGGAAACCCACCAGUGACACUAAAAGGAAAUGUGUCAUGUGACGGUCUGUUCAAGCUCACUUAUUCUGGGUAAAAUAAAACAUCAAAGCCACACAAAGAUGUUUUCAAUCCACAUAAUAAAACAAUAUUAGUCAGGGGCCAGAUUUUUACAUGUAAUGACUAUGUGCUGCUAAUUAGUAUAAGUUUAUAGUACUCCUGUCUGGUUCAGAUACGACACCAACAUCUUCAUAAAGUCAUUAAUCACCCUAAACAGUUACUCCAAGGCUGCCAUUGUACUUCUGUCCCGGUGACUGAGUGUGACAGACAGACCGAGAGGAUCUCAUUAACCAAAGAAGGUGUAAUCCUCAGGCAAAAAGUGGUUGAAGUGGGAGUAAACUGGACUGGUGCUAAUGAGACUCCAAGCUGU
Scleropages formosus (Asian bonytongue) is the source of this 2428-nucleotide messenger RNA. Its product is annotated as BTB/POZ domain-containing protein KCTD4-like. Gene Ontology annotation, biological process: protein homooligomerization. The record is from RefSeq and is a predicted model, not a curated record. Gene Ontology annotation, molecular function: protein binding. The transcript has 2 exons. Bases 1 to 951 code for a protein of 316 amino acids. NCBI's taxonomy places the organism in Eukaryota, Metazoa, Chordata, Actinopteri, Osteoglossiformes, Osteoglossidae.